Messenger RNA from Lentinula edodes (shiitake mushroom), 1529 nucleotides. RefSeq names its product CRAL-TRIO domain-containing protein. Lineage: Eukaryota; Fungi; Basidiomycota; Agaricomycetes; Agaricales; Omphalotaceae. The coding region runs from base 204 to 1361 and encodes 385 amino acids. The record is from RefSeq and is a predicted model, not a curated record. The transcript has 8 exons.
CCCGGGUAUACGAAGGCUUAUUUAUUGCACCUCUCUCGAACAAACUAUACGCGUCAUUAUCGCCAGAAACGUGCUCGACUAACUUCUCCUCCAGUAAUUCAAAACAAGUUUUUGGUUUGGUGCUUUCACUAUCUACAGUCUGAAGCUUGACCUGACCAAUCACCAAUUUGUUCGCAUUUCAAAGUCUUGUAAAUGUCCUUAUCAUGGACACACGUCUGCUACUGCAGGCAAAUUGCGACAGACUCUUAGAACAAUAUGAAGCUAAUAUGAAGGUCGUUCGAGAGCUUCAGUCUACUCUAAUUGAAGAUGUGCUUCCGUCGCUUGCAGACGAACUCGCCCUAGACUCAGAGCAGAUAGCUUGGGCGAAUCAAUACCUGGAAGAUAGUCAAACCAUAUUCCAACUAUUGCGACGUGAAAAUUUUACUAGGUCGUUUGCGAUGGAAUCUAUUCGUAAAAAUUUAUUAUGGCGUUUCAAGAAACUAUGGCCUCCGGAGCCGGAACUUCCUCUGACGAGAGUGUAUUUUCUUCCUGCUGACGUCCGAGAUCCCUUUGGGCGGCCAAUCAUCAUCAUUCAGGCCAUAGGCUUCAAGAAUUCCUCGGACACUUACAUUCCGCUGCUCAUUCGUGCAAUGGAACAGUUCAGGCUUCGAUUAAAGACCUUGAACGACACGUCUGAUCAAGGGUUUCCUGUUCUCCAAUAUAUUGUUUUGUUCGACGUCAAGGAUCUUUCGGUGCAGAAUUUGAGUGUUGAUUUAAUUUCUUGGGUACUCCGAGACCUGGUCCCGCGGUUCCCUGGCAUGCUUGCAGCAGUUUUCAUUGUCAAUUCGUCGUGGGCGCAUUCGGGAAUGUGGAAUAUAGCCAAGCGUGUACUCCCUGCCUCUGCCGUUUCACGAGUGUUCUUCUCUUCUCCGAAAGAGCUAGUGGCUUUCUUCACACCUGCUUCCUUACCGAAGGAUUACGGGGGAAGCAUACCGCCUUUGUAUUCCCUGGCUAGUAGACCUGCUACUCCGGGAAGUGCUUCAUCUUCUCCCGAGCUCACCAAAUUGCACAGUGACAUAGGCGCUUCGACCAGCCUGAGUCCUGCCCACAUUUCACCAACUUCAUUGCUCAAUCCGUUCUUUGGUUAUCCUGCUUCAAUGGCUAGGGGUUCUCCGUUGUUGCAACAUGGACGUCGCCGAAAACGGGAUCUCCUUCACACAUUGGCCGUCCUUUUUUGGUUACGCUGGCGACGGCUGAUUACUACAUGUCUAUGGCUAAUCCCGUUGGUAUUAGCAGGAAGACUGUGGUUCCGCAAAUGGCUACUUUUGUCCCCUUCAGGUGCAUUUCUAUUGAGGAAUUGGUGGGAGUCGUUGACAAUGUAGCCAACAUCUGCCAGGCACCACCUUCGUGUUUUGGUACACUAAAUGUAAAUUACUGGCGAUAUUUAUAAUUAUCUGAUUUCAUUCUGCCUAUUUGGGUUGCAUUUACCAGAGCUAAGUUUGAGGUUCAUGGACCAUGCUCCCUGCGAGGGGCUAUUUGGAUAGUGUGGA